Molecule: messenger RNA, 928 nt
Organism: Aspergillus nomiae NRRL 13137
Lineage: Eukaryota; Fungi; Ascomycota; Eurotiomycetes; Eurotiales; Aspergillaceae
Product: MICOS complex subunit MIC26/MIC27
Exons: 3
Biological process (GO): cristae formation
Cellular component (GO): MICOS complex; mitochondrial crista junction
Source: RefSeq, a predicted model, not a curated record
CCGUCUUGUUCUCCCGUCCAUUGGCCUCGCGCAGCAUGUCCUUUCGGCCGAUGUUCCAGCAGCGGGCUGUGGCCCCCAUCGCUGCCACUCUUUUGGCUGGAGGUGUAGCCUUCUAUCCCCGGCGAACCGCCUUCGCAGAGGAACCUAAUGCGAGGAAACCGAUCUAUGAUGACUUCCCUGCCGAUAUCCCGGAACCCACGAAGACCCUGCCUCCUGCUCCUCCCAAGUCGUCUCCAUCUUCCUCCUCGUCCCCUACUCCCACAGAUAUCUUGACGGCUCAGGUCCGACACGCCCGUCUUUUCCUCUACGAAAACUCCCUCGCCGCCGAGAACUGCUUCAACGACUUCCUGUCCCGGGCCCUCCACAUCGAGAACGCUUUCACCAACACCAUCGCCUCGUUGGCCCCGUCGCCCGAGUCCGGCGAGCGUCUCCUCCCCGGCGGCGCCUAUGUCAUCGUCUCUGCCAUGGCCGGUUCCAUCGUGUCCCGCAACCGCGGUAUCUUGCUGCGCACCGCCUCGCCGCUCGCGUUCGGUACCGUGGCCGCCUGGUCCCUCCUGCCGGUGACCAUGCGCAACAUCUCCGACCUGGUGUGGGAGUACGAGAAGAAGGUCCCCGCCAUUGCCGAGCAGCACCUCUACCUCCGUGAACGGGCUGAGCAGAUCUGGUCUACUGGCGUGGCGCACAGCGGCAUGGCACGUGCAUGAUGGAAGAUAAGAUCGGGGAGACCCGCAAGAAGCUGGAGGAGCUGGUUAGCAAGGGUCACUAGAUUAUUGCAUUUUCAGUCUGUCUCUCCUCCUUUUCUCGGUUGUUUUCCUUGUAGCGGAUGCCAUUUGGAGCCCGUGCUGCGAUUUUCGGCUCGGAUGGCUUAAAUUCCAUUGCAUAUGUGUACUUUAAAACAGUUAUAUUCAAGGACUCUUUGUUCGGCACA